AUGACGCGUUUCUCGGUGUGGUCGGCGACAACGGUGUUGUUGUUGAUGUCGGCCCUGAGCUUCACGGUUGUGCAUGGAGCCGUAGCGGCGGCAGGUCCGGGGCAACUCCCAGGUGCACUCAUCUUCGCCCGUGAGAACUAUGGAUGCGCGCAGAACUGCCCCACGCCAGGCAUUUGCAGCUGUGCGGACAACGAACGAUGCGAACUCACCCAGCAGACUUGCGCCGACUGUCCGGAACUCAUCUGCAAAGCGAUCAAGUCGUCCUCGGGUGGUGUGUCGACGGGUGCCAUCGCGGGUGCGUCGCUGGGGGGGAUUGUGGUGGCUUCGAUUCUGGCGUUCUUCGUGUGGAAGAGUUGCGUCAAGAAACGGACGCAGAGGAUGUCGAUGGCUGCGACGGCGGCGGAGAAGGAGAAUGACUUUGGAAUGCUUAAGAGCGCGAGGGCGUCAACGCAUACCAUCGCAUCGAUCGCUUCCACCGUCCGCACGCGAGCGUCGAAUGUCAUCCAGAUCGCAUAUAUCCCCGGAGUGACGAAUCGAUCGGGUCCUUCGACGCCAGCGCAUCUGGUACCGCCCGUUCCGCCGCUUCCCUACUCCGACUCGUCGCCCGUCGGCUCGCAGUUCCCGCACUCCCCCAACAUGGAUAUCCAGUUCGCAGCCUCGGACCUCCUGCGUGGAUCCAUGUGCACUGUCGGUAAUCGUUCUUCGAUCGCUACUACCAUCUACGGAGGAAGCGCCAUCGUGUCGCAGCCCGCCAUCAUCCGUGCUGGCAAGGCUGCCGUGGUUACGGUGAACUCGAAGGGUGGCAGCAGUGCCGGCACCUCGAGCAACGGCUCGCCCACCGCCGGAUCAACCGACGAAAUCCCGCCCGUUCCCGCAUUGUACGCCAAUGCCACGGGUCCAUCGACACGUGGUAACGGAGCGACUUCGGAUCUGGAUUCCAUUCCACCCAGCCCUGCAUUUUCGGUAGGAUCAACAUUCCUCAAUCGCAUGAAGACGAGUGAGUCGGAGAAUACCGGAUCCAAAGGCCCAGGACCCCAAUUGAGAGCGAUCCCCGGGCGCUCCCGUCUUGUCGAGAACCACAGCAUUACCACUGAGAUUGACUACGAUUCGGAUGAUUCGUCUAACCUCGUUCCAGGACAUCGUCGCACCGUCGUCGAGUCCAACUGUAGUUCGUGCGUUACGGACGACAUUCAAUCGCCUUUCUCGGACGUAAACUCGGUUGUGCUUCUUGACUCGACACCACCGUCAUCAGGAGUUCGGGAUAGUCGGAGGUUGUCGUCCGGGACCCUACUAACCCCCAGAGUCGUCGAUCUAUCACGACCCUCGGGUUCCAUGAGUCCGUUCGAUGACUCGCAUUCGACCGACGGCAGCACCGUUGGACGGUAG
Tricharina praecox is the source of this 1386-nucleotide messenger RNA. RefSeq lists its product as uncharacterized. Lineage: Eukaryota; Fungi; Ascomycota; Pezizomycetes; Pezizales; Pyronemataceae. The transcript has 3 exons. The coding region runs from base 1 to 1386 and encodes 461 amino acids. The record is from RefSeq and is a predicted model, not a curated record.